Messenger RNA from Drosophila busckii, 3270 nucleotides. RefSeq names its product protein HID1. Gene Ontology annotation, cellular component: membrane; Golgi trans cisterna; Golgi medial cisterna. The record is from RefSeq and is a predicted model, not a curated record. NCBI's taxonomy places the organism in Eukaryota, Metazoa, Arthropoda, Insecta, Diptera, Drosophilidae. Bases 94 to 2685 code for a protein of 863 amino acids. The transcript is spliced from 2 exons.
UCCACUCAAAACCAGAGAAAACUUUGGUUCUUUGGCAACGGCGCUUGGGGCAGCUGCAAUUUCGGCGUUUCAACACACCAACAACUCAACAAUAUGGGAAACACUGACUCAAAGCUCAACUUUCGGAAGGCAGUUGUGCAGCUGACGCAGAAGAAUCAAAAAAUUGAUAACAAUGACGAACAGUUCUGGGAGCAGUUUUGGCAGGCCCAUCAAACAACACUCGAGGAUGUGUUCGCAUUGGUAACGCCCAGUGAAAUCCGUCAGAUACGUAACGAUAAUCCGGCCAAUCUGGCUACACUUUGCUACAAAGCGGUGGAGAAACUAGCACAAGCAGUGGACAGCAGCUGUCGUACGCAGGCGGAGCAACAAUGCGUGCUUAACUGUGUGCGGCUGCUAGUGCGCAUAUUGCCUUACAUAUUCGAGGAUGACAAGUGGCGUGAUUUCUUUUGGAGCAGUCUGCCAGCGUCACAGCAGCAGGAGGCGGGUAAUCAUACACCAACCGUACCGCUAGCUCAGUCUCUGCUGAAUGCCAUAUGUGAUUUGCUCUUCUGUCCGGACUUUACGGUGACGGCAACACGUCGUGCUGGCCCCGAAAAGGCCGAGGAGCUGGCCAAUAUUGAUAGCUGCGAGUAUAUUUGGGAAGCAGGCGUGGGCUUCGCACAAUCACCGCCACACAAUGCAAACAUGGAGCGUCGACGCACAGAGCUGCUAAAGCUGCUGCUUACCUGCUUCUCAGAGCCUAUGUAUCGCACGCCAGCUCAAUCGGAGGAGCCCAACAAGUGGAUUGCUUACUUCACCUCCGCUGACAAUCGUCAUGCAUUGCCGCUGUUUACCUCAUUUCUUAACACAGUUUGCUCCUAUGAUCCCGUCGGCUUCGGUGUGCCUUACAAUCAUUUGUUAUUUGCCGACACCACAGAGCCGCUGGUGGAAGCUUGCUUGCAGCUAUUAAUAGUAACCCUGGACCAUGACAUGGUGGUGCAACAGCAGCAACAGCAACAACAACUAGCGCACACAGCUGGCGGCAUGCUAGUGACGCCUUACGAUGAAAGCGGCUGCGGUGAUAAUUUGUUUAUAAACUAUUUAUCACGUGUACAUCGUGAUGAGGAUUUCCACUUUGUGCUCAAGGGCAUAACGCGACUGCUUAAUAAUCCGCUGGUGCAAAAUUAUUUACCCAACUCGACGAAACGUCUGCAUUGCCACCAAGAGCUGCUCAUACUAUUCUGGAAGAUUUGCGAUUAUAAUAAGAAAUUCCUAUACUUUGUGUUGAAAAGUUCCGAUGUGCUGGACAUUCUUAUACCCAUACUGUAUCAUCUCAACUACUCGCGUGCGGAUCAAUCUCGUGUGGGACUCAUGCAUAUUGGAGUCUUUAUACUGCUGCUGCUGUCAGGUGAACGCAACUUUGGUGUGCGUUUGAACAAAGCUUACUCAGCUACUGUCCCUAUGGAUAUUCCCGUGUUCACUGGCACGCAUGCGGAUCUAUUGAUAACCGUGUUUCACAAAAUCAUUGCCACAGGACAUCAGCGCUUGCAGCCGCUUUUUGACUGCCUGCUGACCAUACUGGUGAAUGUAUCUCCGUAUUUGAAAACGCUCUCGAUGGUCGCCAGCGUAAAGCUGCUGCAUCUGCUCGAAGCCUUUAGCACACCCUGGUUUCUGCUCUCAGCGCCCAGCAAUCAUCAUUUGGUUUUCUUUUUACUGGAAAUCUUCAACAAUAUUAUACAGUACCAAUUUGAUGGCAACUCCAAUCUAGUCUAUACCAUAAUACGCAAGCGUCAUGUGUUUCAUGCCAUGGCCAAUUUGCCAACGGACAUGGCUGGCAUUUCUAAGUGCUUGAGCGGACGCAAAGCGGGCGGUAAAUUUAAUUUACCGCGUGUGCCGCAACGCAAGCAAGCAGUGUCAAGUCAGGAACUGCCUUCGGCGCAUGCGGCCGACGACUAUGUCGAGGAGGAGGAUGAAGACGAGGAGGAGGAAGCUGAUGUGGAAGCACAUAUGUCAGCAGCAGUGGAUAAGCUGACCAUUGCCGAGGAGGAUCUCGAAUCGGAAACCGAAUCACAUGAGCGCUCACAGCUAGGCGAUGCACAGCCGGAUGCGGGCAUAGUACUGACAGCGCAGCCUGCUGAGCCGGGCACGCUAAAGGCCUCGCUGUUGGACACGCCAGACAUAGGCCAGAUGACCGAGCGGGAGCAGGCCCAUCCCACUGAUAAGGCCGAAAUGUCACCUGUGUCAACGCCACGUGGCGGCAACGACGGUGACUCCAAAUCCUCUUCGCCCACAUUCUCGCGUGACGACCAGACGCGUUUGUCGGUGGCGCAUCGUGCCAGCAUACGCAUGGUGCCUACAGAUGGCGAUCGCUGGGCACCUACACCCGAAUGGAUUGUGUCCUGGCGCUCCAAGCUACCGUUACAGACCAUUAUGCGUUUGCUGCAGGUGCUCGUGCCGCAGGUGGAAAAGAUUUGCAUUGACAAGGGCCUUACUGAUGAAUCUGAGAUUCUCAAAUUCUUGCAACAUGGCACGCUGGUUGGCCUGCUGCCUGUGCCGCAUCCGAUACUCAUACGCAAAUACCAGGCCAAUUCUGGCACCACUGCCUGGUUCCGCACUUAUAUCUGGGGUGUAAUCUAUUUACGCAAUAUUGAGCCGGCUAUUUGGUAUGAUACGGAGGUCAAGCUAUUUGAGAUUCAACGCGUCUAACCUCAAUUGUAAGUGGCGGACAAUAACAACAACAUACACAUUCGCAGCUACAUGUCGUUUAUCCCAAAACAUAAAAACGCUUUUGAAAUCUUAUGGUAGUUAAUUUAUUUAGUUUAUAAAACAUUCCCAAAUUUUCAAUUGUAAAGAGGGCCAAUUUAAUGAUUUAUUUCUUUUCGAAUGGCUCAUAAAAAAAUCAUUUAUAAGGCUUUAUCAGUUGUAAACGUUUUUCGACAGUUUUGUUUAUCAGCUUUUAUCUCUUAACUGAAUUUGCUUUUACCCAGCAUUUAAUUAUUGACAUACUUAGUUCCUUGUGCCGUAAUUGUAAAUUUGGCUUAAGUAAUUUAUUUGUUGAAUAAUUUGUCACAAUAAUCCGCGUAGAAAGUUGUGUAUUUAACAUUUGUUUGAGUUGCUUUAUUUUUGUAAUAGUUUUCAAAUAUUGUACAAAGCUUUCUAAAUAGCAUAUUUUUUAAUUUACUGUAGAGAAUUGGUGUACUUAGACAAACAUUUAUUUAAAACUAUACAUAAUUGCUUUAACUUUAUAUACAGCUUACAGUUAACCUCAAGCAUAUAGAUAACACAACCAAA